This is a messenger RNA of Hydractinia symbiolongicarpus, 693 nucleotides long. RefSeq lists its product as uncharacterized. The record is from RefSeq and is a predicted model, not a curated record. The coding region runs from base 58 to 573 and encodes 171 amino acids. Lineage: Eukaryota; Metazoa; Cnidaria; Hydrozoa; Anthoathecata; Hydractiniidae. The transcript has 8 exons.
UCUGAGUUUAAGAUCUCAAACAAUAAUUUUCCAUCAACAACCUAAAGAAAUGUUACAAUGUCAAAAUCCAAGAAGAUAGAAGAUGAAAAGUUUCAAGCUCGAAAUUGGAAGCAACUUUCAAAAAAAGAACUUCAAAAAUUAACCCCAAUACAGAGAAGCAGAUAUCUAGCAUAUGAAGCUAGUUCAAAUCCUGGUGGUGUAAAGGCGAGCAGAGUAAGAUUACAAGAUGCAUAUAAAACAAAAAAAGCACUGGACGUUGAAAGUGAAAUUGCACAGGUCGAGAAUGAAGAACGAUUAAAGCAAGAAAAGAUACUCGGCCAGUUAAGGGCCUCUGAAGCGCGGAAUCGAGUGAAGUGUUUGCGAAUGCAAUAUAACAACGAAAGGGCUGUCGAAAUCAAUCGUCUUAUCUCAACUCAACCAACCGCUAUCAAAGCUGUUCGCCUUCAAAGUCUGCUUCCGCCCAUUCCAAACAAAAUCAAAUUUCGAGACGUCGUUAUUAAGGAACAGCGUAUGCGAAUCGAGGCUUUAAUGGAAGAUGAGCUGAACAUUGAAACUGGACGAAUUUUAUGUUAACUUUGAAUAGGUUGUAAAUAUAUAUUUUUUAUUGUAGAAACGUAAUGUAUAAAUUGCUCACCGUGGAAGUAUUUUCAAGCAAAAAGUUAAUUAUUAAUCAAUAGAUAAAAUAGAAGUGAA